Molecule: messenger RNA, 3486 nt
Organism: Oncorhynchus tshawytscha (Chinook salmon)
Lineage: Eukaryota; Metazoa; Chordata; Actinopteri; Salmoniformes; Salmonidae
Product: carboxyl-terminal PDZ ligand of neuronal nitric oxide synthase protein
Exons: 10
Coding region: 205-1740 (511 amino acids)
Molecular function (GO): nitric-oxide synthase binding
Source: RefSeq, a predicted model, not a curated record
CAGCACUAGAGCGGCAGAUAUUCUAUCUCGGAAUGUAUCAAAUUGGACCGCUAGACGCAUAUUGUGUUAACAUAGUGGUUCCAUUCCAUAGGCGACUAACCAAUCAAAGACCUUCGUGAGUGUUGAGCGAGAUGCGCGUAUUUACAGUAUUCUAAUAGCGUUGGCAUAAAACUAGUGUCGGACUAGUCGUGUAUCGGAAGGGCGAUGCCAGGGAUAACCAAGUAUAAUUUAGUGGAUGAUGCACAGGACUUGAGGAUCCCCAUGCACAACGAGGCGGCAUUUCAGCAUGGGGUCUGCUUUGAGGCAAAGUACAUUGGCAGUCUGGAAGUCGGUCGUCCAAAUAGCCGAAUGGAGAUAGUGGCUGCAAUGAGAAGGAUAAGGUAUGAAUUCAAAUUGAAGAACAUCAAGAAGAAGAAAGUCAACAUCAUCGUGUCUGCGGAUGGUGUAAGGGUGGUUUUGCGAAAAAAGAAAAAGAGGAAAGAGUGGUCUUGGGAUGACAAUACAGUCAUGAUAACACAAGACCCCAUCUACAGGAUUUUCUAUGUGUCACAUGACGCCCAGGACUUGAAGAUCUUCAGUUACAUUGCAAGAGAUGGAAAGAGCAACAUGUUCCAUUGUAAUGUCUUCAAAUCCAAGAGGAAGUCCCAGGCUAUGCGCAUCGUGCGGACGGUGGGCCAGGCCUUUGACGUGUGCCACCAGCUGACCCUGCAGCAGACAGGGGAACAGAUCUCAGAGGAUGGAGGGGACACCAGCACUGCCGAUGCAGAGGGGGCAGAUGCCGUGCCAGCCAAGAAGAGGUUGGCAUUGUCUGAUUCCACUGACCUUGAAGCCACUACAGAGGAGAGCAUCGACCGUUUGUCAUCCGACCAGGACAAGAGCCAGGACCUUCUCAGUAAAGAUGGGAAGGACCCAACCCAGCAGCUGACCUCAUCCAUGUCAGGGCCACCUGUGUCAAGCUUGCUAGCUGUGGACUGCUCUGUGGCACACCAGGUGCAGCUUCUCCAGAGACAGCUCCAGCAGCAGGAGCAGCAGGCCCAGGCUGCUGCAGCACAGGUGCGCUUGCUCCAGGACCAGCUGUCAGUGGAGGUGUGUGCCAGGACAGACGCCCAGGCCCGGGUUCAGAGACUCCUACUGCAGAACACUGAUCUACUGCAGCACAUCUCCCUACUGGUCAAUCAGAUCCAGGAGCUGGAGCUCAAAUCUGUUGCAGGACUCAGCUCCAUGGGCUCCCAAGACAGUCUGCUGGAGAUCACCUUCCGUGCCAAGCCCCCCUCCUUGCUACAUGACAUCACCACCACCCACACCUCCAUGGGCCCCCUGCAGGGUCAGCCCCAGAUAACCAAUGGCCCCUGGUCCUCCAUCCUACCAGGGGCCUCUCCUCCAGGGACCAGGGCCCCGGACAGCCACUCUCUGGGCCCGGGCGGAGUGAGGCUGGAGUGCUUCCGCUUCCCCCGCAGUGGGGGAGGGGACAACCACGAGAGCCAGAACCAGGAGGCCGAGAGUCCAUGCUCGGGCUGCCCAGGCGGGGACUCCCCUCUGGGGGUUCUUGGAGCCCUGGAGCUCCUCCGUUUCCGGGAGUCGGGGAUAGGUUCGGAGUACGAGUCCAACGCGGAUGAGAGCAGUGACAGGGACAGCUGGGGGCGGGGUGAGGGGGCGCGGCCUGAGGGCGCGGCACUUCUGUUCAACGUAAUGAAUGCGGAGAGCCCCGCGGACUGUCUGGGUGAUGAGGUGGCCGUGUAGCCCUCCGCGGCUUCGACUUCACCCAAGAACGAAAUCCUAUCACACAGUCUACAGUUCUAUGGUGUUAACUGUUCACCACCCUCCAAACUCUGCUCUGCAGUCCUUUUGUUUGAUAUUUGUUUGUUGCAUUUUUUGUAUUUGUUGGAUAUUUUGUUUUUGUUUAUAUUUGGUCACGUUUGUCUGAUGUUUGUUUAUAUCUGUUGCAGUUAAUUACAUGUGUUUUCUUGAAUGUGUUUACAUUUUUUCAUACAUUUUGACUCAGCACUUGACUUGCUGCUGCUGUUCCUGCUCUCCUGGGCUUACUGCAGUGUAGCUGUAGUUUGUGUCACAGCUGUCUAAAUAUGUGGUUCUGGUCUGUGUUAUUGAAGCAUUGUGUAAUAGUGAAACACACCCAGCAUGGCCAGUCGUUGGCGUUGUUUUGUUUUUUUGACGAAAAGACUGAAUGGAUUGAAAAUGAGUAAACGUCUAAUGUAAAGACUGUGAACUUCAAAAGCCGGCUGUACUAGUGCUGUAUUACAUGACUGGAUCUCAUUUGUGACUGACAAUUGAUUCAAGACAGUUUACAUUCAAGUUUUCCUCCACCGUGAUGCUCCAUGCAAUAAGUCCUCUUUCCCAAGACUUUGGUACGAUUCACUUUUGAGCCAACUCAAUAUCAUACACCCAAAAAGUUGUUGUUUGUUUGGUGCAAUUGAAGAAAGAAAAAAAUGAAAAUGAGUUGUCUUUUGUUGAAUGACAACACACACUUCAUUGAAUAAUCCCUACUCUUGACCAAUGACUGAUGAAGGGGCGUAGACUUUGGCUCCGAACAUCAGCUUGCCUCAAUUUCUUUUGUGUUCACAAACAGCCGAACAAACCCUUGCCGAAGACCAAAACAAACAAAAACUUUACAAAAUGGCGUCAUAAUAUAUGCAUGAUCUGUUCCGGAAGCGGACUCCUUAAGUGUACAAUAUAUCUCACCACAGUUAUUUACCCUCUCUCCCAAUACAAGGCAUGCUAGGGUUUAGAUGGAACCAAUAAUAUCUCACUAGUCUCUAAUAUCAAAUUUAAAUCAAAUGUAUUUAUAUAGCCCUUCGUACAUCAGCUGAUAUCUCAAAGUGCUGUACAGAAACCCAGCCUAAAACCCCAAACAGCAAGAAAAGCAGGUGUUGAAGCACUAAUAGAGUAGAGUUUUGAAGCCAAUUGAAUAUCAAAUGUUAUUACGCCUAUAUCUACAGUAGCUCAACGUAGCGAUUUUUUUUUCCCUCUCCCAAGAUUAAGGCAGUUAGGAUUCAGUUUGGAGCCAACAAUAUAUCACUACUCUUUAGACAUUUACUGACUUUAUCAUCCCCCUAAGGACAAUUUGUUUGCAACACAGAGGUGUGUGUGUGUAACAAAAUCAGCAGCAGCAUAUUUAGCAGGUUCUGCUCUCCCUGCAGCUUGUCUGUCACUGCUCCCCCAUGUCUCCGUACUGCACCAAUGCUGCAUUGUCAUGUUCUAAUGGCCCAGCUGUCAAACAGGCAGGACUUUUUGAGUCGGCUCCAAGCCACUGACUCAUCGUAUUGGGACCACGUCUUUGAGCGUUCUCCAAAUCGAUACAUCGCUUACAGCGCUCUCUUUUUUUAUGUUUUACUCUCUCACUCUCCCUCACACACACACUAUUUUUCCCUGUCACUCUCCAUUUUUGUGUUUGACUAUUUCUCUACUCUACUCUCUCUUGUCGUGUCUUUGGCUAUGCCGGAUUAAGUGAUAUGACAUGCUAUUCUAUAA